Schizosaccharomyces cryophilus OY26 is the source of this 2670-nucleotide messenger RNA. RefSeq names its product choline kinase. NCBI's taxonomy places the organism in Eukaryota, Fungi, Ascomycota, Schizosaccharomycetes, Schizosaccharomycetales, Schizosaccharomycetaceae. Bases 544 to 1914 code for a protein of 456 amino acids. The transcript has a single exon. Gene Ontology annotation, cellular component: cytoplasm. Gene Ontology annotation, molecular function: ethanolamine kinase activity; choline kinase activity. The record is from RefSeq and is a predicted model, not a curated record. Gene Ontology annotation, biological process: phosphatidylcholine biosynthetic process; phosphatidylethanolamine biosynthetic process.
CGUUCACCAUCAGGUUGUUUGGUGUACACGCUUCACAACAUUUUAUUUCAUACUUGGUUUUUAUUCCUUUUUUGAUUGUUUAAAGAGAAAUAUUUUAAUUGGCUUUCUACUCUUUUUUAGCAAAUUUUGUUGUGAUUAGCGGUGGUUUAUUUUUCUGUAAUAUAUGCUUUUAGACAUAUAGAAAUCUAGAUUCGAGCUUUCUUUUUUUGUUUCUUAGGUUUUUUUUUUUUCUUCGCUUAUCUUUUCUCUUCAAAGCAAGUUGGUUUUGUAUUGUUGGAUUUACCACUACGUGUCAGUAUAGAUAUAUCGUAGCGAACUCGAUUCUUACAUUUUCCGGUUUUUUACGCUGUCGCUAACAAUUUCCGAACACUUAAUUCCUACUUUGAUAAAAGGAUUCCAAAUAGCAUUACUGACGCCUUGAAUUGACUUUGUAUAGAAACCCGUUGGAUUGUUGAGAAUACAAUAAGCUCUGAGUUACUUCAAUACGUUCAUCCAUAAUCCUUUAGACCCUUUUUCUAAACUUUUACCCUAAUACCCUAUAAAAUGCCUGUUCUAUCAGAUGAAGAGGAUUUCUGUUUCGACAAUGCAUACGUUUCUAAAAAAUGCAAAUCUCUUUUACACACUGAAGAUCCUGAUCACGUUCUCCGACAUAAGGUUUUACUGGUAAUUCACAAAUUAGCUAUCCCUACCUGGUCACGAGUACCAGUAGCUUCUCAUCCGACUCUCAUAAUUAGAAGAAUUUCUGGUGCGCUAACGAACGCUGUCUAUUAUAUCGCUCCUCCUGAAGGAUGUAAAGCCAUCAAACUCUUAUUGCGUAUUUACGGACCAAAUGUAGAAAUGUUUAUUAAUCGUUUCGUUGAACUGGAAAACUUGAAACGUCUAGCUAAACAUAACAUUGGUCCCCGCUUGCUUGGUGAAUUUGGUAAUGGCCGUUUUGAACAGUAUAUGGAAUCCACAACACUAACGCCCGAGACAAUUCGAGAUCCUACAUGUUCCAUUUAUGUGGCGCGUCGUAUCUCCGAACUCCAUUAUGUUAUACAAUUAAGUCCUACUGAACUGUACGAAUUGCCUAAUGCGUGGAAGUUUUGCUUCAGCUGGCUUCCUUUGGCCAGAAGAAAUGUACAAAACCGUAAGCAUUCUUUAUCUAUAACUACAAACUUUUUAGACGCCGUUGAAAAAGAUUUUCAUGAUUAUUUUCAAUGGUUUAAUAAUUGGGCAAGUGAUAAAAAACAUUGGCCCUCCUUGCAGCUCGUCUUCUCCCAUAAUGAUACUCAAUACGGGAAUAUACUACAGAUUAAAACUAAACGUCGCUCUUUUAAACCAGAAAAUAGACACCACAUACUUGUUCCUGUCGAUUUUGAGUAUGCGGGUCCUAAUAUACGAGCCUAUGAUAUUGCGAAUUAUUUCGCCGAAUGGAUGGCAAAUUAUCAUCACCCUACCCAAAGUCAUAUGAUGGAUCGUUCUCGAUAUCCCAGUUCUGAAGCUCGUAAACGGUUUUAUCGUGCUUAUGUCGAGCAAAGCGCUGUUCUAUUCAAAAAACUAGUAGUAAAAGACGCUUCAGAAUUAACCAGCGUCCUUCCCGAGUCUCUUAAAUUGGAAUUUGACACUUCAGUACAGCAGCUUGAGGAAGCAGUUCGAGCUAUUAGUCCGGCGGUGAAUGCCGUUUGGGCCUUGUGGGGUGUUAUGCAAUGCGAAGAAACCGACGAUGACUGGGAAGAUCUUAGCGUAAGCAGUGAAAGAGAAGAUAAAUCGGAUUCUCCCCCUUCGAAGAUUGCCUCUUCCAACGUUCCUCCCAUCGGCUCAACCUCCUUUGAUUAUAUCAACUACAGUAUGGAAAAGUUUAAUUUAUUUUACGAGACAUGUGCUGCUUUGGGUCUGAAUGCCAACAAUCGUUCAACAUUUUCUUAUGACUAAACUGAUUAAUUGCUUAAUUGACUAUUUACGAUGGUUCAGGGCUGACAUUUAUCCUUAUGAGAAUACUAACGUUUGAGAUCUAAUUAAUUAUUAUGAUUCUUAUCUACUAAAUGUAUAAAUUACACUAAUCUUUUGAAUGCUGCGUUUUGUAUAUGAUAAACAAAAUUAAGAAACUCAAAAUAAGCUACUAUUUUGGUUUCAUUGACGAUGGCUUAUUUUUAGUUCAACAAAAGCCGUUUGUCCAUCAGGAAGUUUCUUUUUUACUGCGUUUGCUGCCGUGGAGGAGACAAGACCCCAAAAUUGCCAGCGUACAGGAGGGAUCCAAGAACAUUGUUGAAUAACAACAUUCUCUAUUUCUUCUUUUAAACGUUUCGAUGAAGGAGAUGCUUGAUCGAUACUUACUGAUUGCAGAGUAUGUAGUCGAACAAUAGCUUGAAUAAAAAAUUCGUUUCCUUGCAUAUCAGCUUGAGCACAACUUAAAUUCAGCAAUUUUGGAGAGCUUAGGUGUUUUUCAACUUUCCAUUCACACUUCGGUAGUUGCUUUAAUUGAUUUCGUAAAAUUUGGGAAGCACGAAGAGUGCAGUUAUUUUCUAAAACCUGACUAUCAUGGCUAAAAAGUAGAUUAGUAACCAAACCGACCGCAUAAUAUUAUCCUUAUGUCACUUCAUAAGUGUUCAAGUGUGCUUACCUAGCUAAAGCACAAUUGACUGACGAGUGUAAACGAACAGCCUCUCCGACUAUGGAAUUCAUAUUGAA